This is a messenger RNA of Microtus oregoni (creeping vole), 2373 nucleotides long. RefSeq names its product receptor transporter protein 4 (gene Rtp4). Gene Ontology annotation, molecular function: olfactory receptor binding. The record is from RefSeq and is a predicted model, not a curated record. NCBI's taxonomy places the organism in Eukaryota, Metazoa, Chordata, Mammalia, Rodentia, Cricetidae. The transcript is spliced from 4 exons. Gene Ontology annotation, biological process: protein insertion into membrane; protein targeting to membrane; detection of chemical stimulus involved in sensory perception of bitter taste. Gene Ontology annotation, cellular component: cytoplasm. Bases 77 to 529 code for a protein of 150 amino acids.
GUACCUACCCGUUCUUAACUUUGUACAAUCUGCCAAACACCUGUCACAACGGGUUUGCUGUGACCGCCUUACUGGGAUGUCUCUCAGAAUUGAGCAAGACUGCAAGCUUCUCACUAUGCCUAGACCUCAGCUUUCAUCUCCAACGUCAUUCUCAGAUCCCAGUACCUGGGAUCAGAUGUUUCAAGAGCUGAUUCAGAAAGAGAAACCCAGGGCCAAGUGGACCUUGCAGCUGGAUAAGAAUAUUUUGCUGGAUGACUUGACCAAGGGAUGGAGGCAGUACCAGCAGGAAGGAGUUGGCUGGUUCCAGUGUUCCAUAUGCAACAGACACUGGAUUUCUGCCCAAGUGAAGAUCCUGUGCCACAUGUAUUGCGACGAGCCUAGGAAACUUCAGGGCCGGGUGCUCAUGAGGAUCUUUGCUCAGAGGUGCCAGAAGUGUUGUAUGGCUAAAUUUGAGAAUCCUGAGUUCUCUGAAGAGAGCAUCCAAAGAAUUCUGGAGAAUCUGUCAAGGUCCAUCAGAAGAUUAACCUGAAAGGUUUGGCCUCUGGGUGAUGGUGCUAUGGAAGGGCAUGUGAAGUUUAUGGCGUGGUGCUGUGAACUGAUCCUUCUGUGCACUGUGAAUAUGCAGUACUCUCAUUGGUUAAUAAAAGAACUGACUGGCAGGUAGCCAGUAUGGGUGUGACAACCAAGCUAAGGAUGCUGGGAUGCAGAAGGGCAGCAUUGUGGGAGUUGCCAGCCAGAUGAGAACAAGUCAGAAACACAAAAUAGAAGUAAAAGUCACGAGCCCUGGGGCAGCACAUAGAUUAAUAGAAAUAGAUUAAGUUGUAAGAAAUAGUAACAAGCCUGAGCUAUCAGUUGAGCGUUUAUAUUUAAUAUACGCCUCAGUGUGUUUAUUUGGGGGUUGCUGGCAGGAUAGAAACUUUGCCUACAAAUGGCAUUCCAACGUGGGGCCAGAAUUUCCACAUAAGACCCGAGAAAGCUUUACAAAAAGGUUCUAAACACACAGACACAGAGCCAAAGGCAUCUGUCUAGUUUCAUGCCUUUCAUGCCAGCUGUGGUACAGGGUUGCAUCUCCUGGCCGCUGCCUGCAGUCUUGAGCUGCCAGUGCACCCUGGGAUAAGCUGAGUGGCAGGUUCCUGCAGUCUCUCAGGCUGGCCGUGAGCACAGUCAUAUACAGAAAAGUGGCUCUUGGCAGCUGCCUGUGGGAAGAGCCAGCCACCGUGCACUAAGCUAAGCUACACCUGACAUAUUUUAAGAUUUGUCUCAUGAGGUCAAAAAAAAAAAAAAAGUCACAGAUACACAGUAAAGACAGAUUCAGAUAGAAAAAAAAAAAAAACCUCUAAACAGGUUACAGUGUGUUUAAAAAUAUACGUAGGAUUUGGAGAGAUAAGAGAAGGUGUAGAAAGUCAUAAAAAAGAAAUAUAUAGUUUUAAAAUAAUAAAGUGCUUAAAAAGUGGGUAAAGUAAUAUAAAAUAAAAAGCUAUGCAAAGACAGGACCUACAAAGAAAGUCUGAAUUCUGUAUGUUACUGUUUGUGUUGUUUUUAAAUAUUUUAGCUGCCAAAGGACACUGGAUUAUAAAAACUGCUAGAUAAAACACAACCUAUAUAUUUUAAAAAUGUGUUGAGUUCAAAAUUUAAGUCAAAAGGUGUGUUACUUUGGGGGAGAGGUUAUGCUUUUAUUUUCACAGAAAAUGUGGAUUCAUUCCAGGUUAAAGAUGAUCAGGUUUGGUUGAGGAAGACCCCCUGAAAUUCUGACUACAGACAUAGAGAAAUAGACCUUGAAGAAUGGCAAGACCUGUGAUAUAUAUUUUGCCUACUCAAAUACAUAACCAAAAAAAAAAUCAUCUUUGGCUGACUUAUGUACAAUGCACAGUCUAUGCUUGUAUUAAUGCAGGUAGGUAUGUUACCUUUAAAAGUUUAUGUAUUUUCAGAGCAAAGAAACCAGACACCAAUGAAAAUGAAUGCCCCAAGUGAUCCAGCAUUCAAAACAACCUGGAGGCUGCUGACAGAUGACUCAGCCUCACAGAAUACUCCAGCCAAGGCCUAGCAAUUAUCUUGAUUUUUCUCAAGGGUCCUCUAAAGAUACCAGCAGCCCCAGACAAUGGGAAGCAGUCUAGAGGAAACAAAGCCCACGUCCCCAAAAUAUGAAUUAUGAAUGUUUAUUAUUAUUUAAAGGGAUUGGUUAUAAAUUGUUAUUGGUAAUAGUCAGAAAAAAAAGCUGAACAAAGGAGAUUUGAUUUAGGGAUCUUGUUCUGAAAAGAAAAAGAGGGGGUAUAUAAGUGAUAGGAUAAAAGGGUAGAUUAUUGAACCUACUUUUAAACUAAAAAGACUAGUCUUAAAUAUUUUACAUUGGUAUAUAUUUUAGUCUAUUAAUAU